UUACGUUACUUCACUUGUCAUAACGACGUCACUCCAACAUGGCGGCGACCAUGGUACUGCGAUCUUAUUUACUUUGUCGCAGUACCGGGUUAAAGGCGAUUCUACAGCAUGCAACAUUAAAGACUUUUGCAUUAAGACACAGUAACAGUACCUCUUUACAGUUGAGAGUCAGCUACGGGACCCGAGGGACAAACGGCGCAGAGGACACCCAGGUGCGCAUUCCAGUAGAACGUCUGACGGUGUCUUACAGCAGGAGCAGUGGUGCUGGUGGUCAGCAUGUCAACAAAGUUAGCACCAAGGCAGAAGUCCGAUUCCAUGUGCAAACAGCGGACUGGAUCCCACAAGAUGUUCGUCAAAAGAUCUUUGAAAAGAAUAAAAACCGCAUCAAUAAAGCCGGGGAGCUGUUGGUGACCUCAGAGCUGAGCAGGAGUCAGCAGAGAAACCUCUCUGAUUGUAUAACGAAGAUCUCUGCCAUCAUUGCUGAGGCCAGUGAGAAGCCUCAUGAGCCAACAGCUGAAGAUAUAGCUCUGAGGGCAGCAAGGUUAGAGAAGAGGAACAAAGAGCGACUUAAACAGAAAAAGAUCCAUUCAGCUACCAAGCACAGCAGACGAGUGGAUUUUGACUGACUGUUAUUAGGCUUCUACCUCCCAUUGUGUGUGUUGUCAACAAUACUAUGUAAUUUGUAUGUCCAUUAUUUUGUCUUUAAUUUUCAUCAAAAUAAAAGUAAGAAUUUCUUUUUAUACAAAA
Messenger RNA from Amphiprion ocellaris (clown anemonefish), 747 nucleotides. It is a transcript of the gene mrpl58, whose product is annotated as mitochondrial ribosomal protein L58. Bases 39 to 626 code for a protein of 195 amino acids. Gene Ontology annotation, molecular function: translation release factor activity. The transcript is spliced from 6 exons. The record is from RefSeq and is a predicted model, not a curated record. Gene Ontology annotation, cellular component: mitochondrial large ribosomal subunit. Lineage: Eukaryota; Metazoa; Chordata; Actinopteri; Pomacentridae. Gene Ontology annotation, biological process: mitochondrial translational termination.